Aquila chrysaetos chrysaetos is the source of this 2497-nucleotide messenger RNA. It is a transcript of the gene COX15, whose product is annotated as cytochrome c oxidase assembly protein COX15 homolog. Gene Ontology annotation, biological process: heme A biosynthetic process. Gene Ontology annotation, cellular component: mitochondrial inner membrane. Gene Ontology annotation, molecular function: oxidoreductase activity, acting on NAD(P)H, heme protein as acceptor. Lineage: Eukaryota; Metazoa; Chordata; Aves; Accipitriformes; Accipitridae. The record is from RefSeq and is a predicted model, not a curated record.
UCCGGGGUCACUCGGGAUGCUGCGUGCGGCGCGGGCCGGCAUCCGGCUCCUGUUGCCCGCGCGGGGCGGCGGCGCCGGCGCUGAGGGGCGGGGGGGGCCGGCACCGGCACCGGCACCAGCACCAGCACCGGGCCCCGCCUCUCCGCCUCCGCGGCGGCUCCUGCAGCAGGCGCCCCCCCCCCGCUGCCCCCCCCCCGCCGUGGCGCGGUGGCUCCUGGCCUGCAGCGGCGCCGUGGCCGGUGCCGUGGUGCUGGGCGGUGUCACCAGGCUGACGGAAUCGGGCCUUUCUAUGGUUGACUGGCACCUGGUGAAAGAGAUGAAACCCCCAAGAACGCAGCAGGAGUGGGAAGCUGAGUUCCAGAAGUACCAGCAGUUCCCAGAAUUCAAAAUCCUGAAUCAUGACAUGACGCUGACAGAGUUCAAGUUCAUCUGGUACAUGGAGUAUUCGCACCGUAUGUGGGGCCGCGUUGUGGGUUUGGCCUACAUUCUGCCCGCCGCCUACUUCUGGCAAAAGGGCUGGCUCAGCCGCCCCAUGAAGGGCUGUGUUCUUGCGCUCUGCGGGCUGGUCUGCUUCCAGGGGCUGCUGGGAUGGUACAUGGUGAAGAGCGGACUGGAAGAGAAGCCAGACUCCUACGACAUUCCUCGGGUCAGUCAGUACCGUCUUGCAGCACAUCUCGGCUCCGCGCUGGUUCUGUACUCUGCUAGCCUGUGGACGGGGCUGUCCUUGCUGCUUCCGCGACACAAGUUACCUGAAACCCAUCAGCUCCUUCGCUUGAGACAAUAUGCUCAUGGCACUACAGCUCUCAUUUUUCUUACCGCUCUUUCAGGUGCCUUUGUGGCAGGGCUGGAUGCUGGCCUUGUGUACAAUUCCUUCCCCAAAAUGGGUGAUCGCUGGAUCCCAGAUGAUCUCCUUGCCUUCUCCCCCGUGCUGAGAAAUAUCUUUGAGAAUCCUACAACUGUACAGUUUGAUCACAGGAUCUUAGGAAUCGCCUCAGUCACAGCUGUCACAGCACUGUACCUCUUCUCGCGGAAGAUCCCACUUCCUCGCAGGACCAGGAUGGCAGUGACUUCCUUAUUGGCUGUGGCUUGCAUGCAGGUCGGCCUGGGCAUCGGCACCCUCCUGCUGUACGUCCCCACGCCGCUGGCCGCCACCCACCAGUCGGGCUCCCUGGCUCUGCUCAGCAUGGCGCUCUGGCUCAUGAGCGAGCUCCGACGGGUCCCCAAGUAACCUGCCGGAGGCAGAGCCCUCCCGGGGGAGCUGCGGCGCUGGGCCCGGAGGCUGCUGAGACACACCACAGCACCCCCCCCCCCCCGCCAACGCCGGCAUACGGGGGGAAUGUGUGCCCAGGCAGGCUGUGCGCGGGGAGGAGGCGGCGGGUGUCGGUGUGAACUUUGUAACAUAAAGCAGUUUUUACGGAGCGGCUGGUGUCUGGCUGGGUGCCUCCUUUCCGGAGCGAGGGUGAUCAUCACGAUGCUGGUCACCACUGCCGUGUGCUGCUACCUCUUCUGGCUCAUCGCCAUCCUGGCCCAGGCCAACCCCCUGUUUGGGCCGCAGCUGAAGAACGAGACCAUCUGGUACGUGCGCUUCCUCUGGGAGUGAGCAGUCCUCAGGAGCCGGCACCUGAACAGACACCCCCCCCAAAUUAUCACCCUCUUGCUGCUGUUCCAGCCUCUACUCUCCCGUACCAGGCAGCCCCCAGACGUGCUGGGACAGAGGCUGGACCCGCUGCCCCAGUGUACCCUGAGCAUUGCAACCUGGACUAGUGAUGGCUGGGCCCCUCAGCAUGGCAGGCAGCACCCCUGCCUGGGAUGAGGGCCUGGUACACCUGGCCCUGGGAGCAACCACACUACCAGGGAGAGAUCCCCUCAGCUGGCCUAGUGCUGUAGUCACUGACAUGAAGCACCGUCCUGAGAGAGAUCUGUGUGUAGUGCCAGCAGCUCCUGUCCCUGCUGUGCUUGCCCUGCUCCCUCCAGUGCACUCAGCCAUAGCCCCGCCAAGUGAAACCCCUGCUUCCAGCCCAAGCUGCCCAACUAGUUACCAUAUUCCUGGUCACUUCAGGCACUGGCCGCACCUCUGCGUGAGAAGGCAGGAGCCCGUAGCAUCCUCUGUUGUAUGGUCAGUCCCCUGUGGUGGGGGUGGUCCCUGCUAAGACAGAUGCUGGCUGUGGGUGUGAGAAGGGAGGGCUGACCCUGGAGGAACACGCAGACCCCCUGGGGUGUGAUGAGGGAGGUGCUGGGGUGCAGGACAGAGGGUUCUGCUGCUUGGCAGCCUGCUGGAGGGGAUUAAAGGGGUGCUGCGUCUCCUCCCGCCUCAGCAGUGAGGGUGCUGCAGUAGUGUCUGGGUACCAUCACCCACCCAACCUGUGUCCAGGUUCCAAGAAGAACCGAGUAGGGUGUUGUGUCUUUUGUUUCCCCUUAUUUAUCACAUAAUCUGUAUUUAUUUACCUGACCGUGUUUGUUACAUUUGUGUGGUGGAAAUAAAUCCUUUUUCUAGUAA